Mytilus trossulus (common blue mussel) is the source of this 1245-nucleotide messenger RNA. Its product is annotated as charged multivesicular body protein 2b-like. The transcript has 8 exons. Gene Ontology annotation, biological process: protein transport; endosome transport via multivesicular body sorting pathway; late endosome to vacuole transport. Gene Ontology annotation, cellular component: ESCRT III complex; multivesicular body. Bases 150 to 788 code for a protein of 212 amino acids. Lineage: Eukaryota; Metazoa; Mollusca; Bivalvia; Mytilida; Mytilidae. The record is from RefSeq and is a predicted model, not a curated record.
GUCGCUCUGGUUUGUUGCUUCCGGGUUUGUCACAAUCAUGUGAAGAAAACUGUGAAUUUCAUCAUUUUGCUAUUUAAAAUAGGUUUAGUUGACUCAUUUCUAAACAAAAUUAUACAUAUCAAGGUGUUAGCAUACAAGAAGUUGAAGAAAUGUCGUUCUUCUCAAAGAAACCAACUGUAGAACAAUCAAUAAAACAGAAUGACAGAGUUCUUAGAAAAACACAGAGAGAUUUAGAAAGAGACAGACAUAAGCUGGAACUUGAGGAAAAGAAACUUGAAUUGGAAAUUAAAAAAGCUGCUAAACAGAAUAAUAAACAGGCAUGUGUAGUUCUAGCAAAACAAUUAGUAAAUUUGAGGAAACAGAAGACAAAGAGUUUUGCAAUGGGCAGCAAAGUAGGAGCAAUAGGCAAUCAACAGAAGUUAAUGCAUUCUAAUAUGAAGAUGGCUGGUGCAAUGGGAACUACCACAAAGACAAUGCAACAGAUGAAUAAAGUUAUGGAUCCAGUAAAAAUGGCAAAGACAAUGCAAGACUUUGAAAGAGAGAAUGCUAAAAUGGGAAUGACAGAAGAAAUGGUAAAUGACACAUUAGAUGAUAUUCUAACAGAAUCAGGAGAUGAAGAAGAAGAAGAUGCAGUGGUAUCACAGGUUCUGGAUGAAAUUGGUAUUGAAAUCUCAGGAAAGAUGGUAGAUGCACCUUCUGCGCACAGAGGAAAAUUAGGAGAAUCUUCCAAGUCAAGAGUCACGGACGAUGAUAUAGAGAAACAAUUAGCAGCACUGAAAGAUUUAUAGGUGUAGAUCGUGUAUAUGUGUGAAAGUGUGUGGAUGUGUGAGUGAAGCUCUGAGUGAAUGAUAACUGCAUACAGUUUGAUAAACGGUGAUAUUUUAAUGUUUAAGAGCAAGCUAGUCUUGGCAUUAUUUAUUUUACUGUCAUUAUUCUGUUGAAAAACAGACAAUUGAAUGAAGCAUUUUCUAAAGAAGUAAAAACAUUCAAAAUGUGUCAAAGAAAAUAAAUUAAAAAAAAGACAUAUACAGGAUAUAUUAUCUUGUUAAUGUCUUAAAUUUAAUUAUAAUAAUAAAUGUUUUAAAGAAAGAUUUGUCUGAGUAGUAAUAUAUAGUUUUCAACACUGCAACAAGUGUAUUACGAUACAGUUAAACUUUAUUAAUUAAAGCACAAGUCUUGCAGAGCUUUUGAAUAAUUAAAAUUUUACUGUCGAGAGUAGAGAAAUAUUGUAAUACACGAGUUAUA